AUGGAAUCACGAAAGAAGAGUCCCAGUGACAAUUAUAAAGAAGUAACUAUGAAUGAUCACAUUUGUAGGACUCGGAAAUCAAAAUCAAUACCUCAUUGGAAAGAAACCGGGCGUGAAAUACUAGGAAUGGAAUCUGUUUCAAACCGUAUUUCGCAAGAUGAGCCCAAAUGCAGAACCACUAGAUCUAGAACUGAUAAAGAGACAAAGAAAAGGUGGUCGAGAGUAGAAAAAGAAGAACUUAUUUUCUGCUUUUAUGUAGCAACUAAAUUAAACACCACUAAGACGAGAAACUAUAGACGGUCAAUGAGGAAUUUAUGGCUUCUGAAUAACGAAGACCCAAAUGUCAGUGAACAAGCACUCGCGGAUAUGAAACAUAGUAUCUUCCGUUCGAAAUAUUUCACGGACUCACAAUUACAUCAUAUCAAAUUGCGAGCUAAAAUAUAUCUUACUGAGCAAGGGAACCAAGUGAAUAUUUCGAACCGGAAAGUAGGUGGUGCAAGUGAUGAUGAUAAUGAUAAUGAUGAUGACAACGUAGACCUUACUGAAGCUGUCAACGAUGAUAAUGGUGUUGCUGAUGACAAUAAUGCAAGGAAUAAAGAUAUCAACGAUGGCCACGAUGAUGGUGUUGACAAUGAUGCCGGUAAUGACGAAACCAAAGAUGAUCAUGGGGAUGGUGAUGACAAAAAUGCCGGCCCUGACGACGCCAACGAUGUUUAUAUUGAUGCGGAUUACAAGAACGCCGGUGAUGAUGUUGCCUACGAUGACCAUAGAGAGGCUGAUGACAAUAAUGCCAAUGUUAAUGAAACAAAAGUUGGAAAGUCGAAGAUUCUACAUACUCAAUCGCUACACAGCAAAGUGAAGAGAAAAAGAGAAAGGAAAUUAUGGUCAAAUAAAGAGAAGGAAAAUCUUAUGACUUGCUUCUACUUUGCGACUGAUGUAUCUCAUAAAACUAGACAUUACAGGAAGAGAAUGAGAGAAACGUGGCUUGAAAAUAAUGGUGAUCCAUCCGUUGGAGAGCAAGCUCUGGCAGACAUGAAACAAAGUAUCCUUCGUACUCAAUAUUUCAGCGAGAUUGAAUUAGAGAGAAUAAAACAAAAGGCACACAUACUUUGUAGAGAAGUCGAUAAUGCCGGUAAUGACGAAACCAGCGAUGAUCAUGGGGAUGGUGAUGACAAAAAUGCCGGCCCUGACGAUGCAAACGAUGGCCAUAGAUAUGCUGAUGACAAGAAUGCCGGCGAUGGCGAUGCCAACGGCGACCAUGAUAAUGAAGAUGACAACGAAAACCAUGAUGGUGAUGACAAUAAUGUCGGUGUUGAUGAUUUCAACAAUGGCAAUGAUGAUGCUGACAACAAUGAUACCGGUGAUGACGAUACCAAUGAUGAUCUCGGUGAUGGUGACAACAACAAUACCGGUGAUGGCGAUACCAACGAUGACCAUGAUGAUGCUGACAACAAUAUUACCAGUGAUGACGAUACCAACGAUGUUCUCGGCGAUGCUGAAGUCAAUAAUAUUGGUAAAGACGAUGCCAACGACGACCGUGCUGAAGCUAAUAACGAUGAAGCAGAUAAUGACAAUGUUGCUAUAAUCGAUAACCAUGGCGAUGUUGUGAAAAAUCAUAAAGCUGAUGACGACGAUGAUGCCGAUACUGAUGGUGAGAAUUUGUAUCAUAAAGGCAAGAACGAAGGAGGCCAACCAAAUAAAGACGGGAGAGUAGAAACGUGUGACAAGAGAUUAUCAAGACAUCCACCCAAGGCCAAUGAUACGACAUGGCUAGCCAAUUAUAAUGAAAAUUCGAAGAUCACAGAUACACAAUCGCUACACAGCAAAGUGAGGAGGAAAAGAGAAAAGAAAUUAUGGUCAAAUAAAGAGAAGGAAAAUCUUAUGACUUGCUUCUACUUUGCGACUGAUGUAUCUCAUAAAACUAGACAUUACAGGCAGAGAAUGAGAGAAACGUGGCUUAAAAAUAAUGGUGAUCCAUCCGUUGGAGAGCAAGCUCUGGCAGACAUGAAACAAAGUAUCCUUCGUACUCAAUAUUUCAGCGAGAUUGAAUUAGAGAGAAUAAAACAAAAGGCACAUAUACUUUGUAGAAAAAUCGAUAAUGCCGGUAAUGACGAAACCAGCGACGAUCAUGGGGAUGGUGAUGACAAAAAUGCCGGUGCUGACAAUGCCAACGAUGGCCAUAGAUAUGCUGAUGACAAGAAUGCCGUCUAUGGCGAUGCCAACGGCGACCAUGGUAAUGAAGAUGACAACGAAAACCAUGAUGGUGAUGACAAUAAUGUCGGUGUUGAUAAUUUCAACGAUGGCCAUGAUGAUGCUGACAACAAUGAUACCGGUGAUGACGAUACCAAUGAUGAUCUCGGUGAUGCUGAAGUCAAUAAUGCUGGCAAGCCUAAUGAUGAUGCCAACGACGACCAUGCUGAAGCUAAUAACGAUGAAGCAGAUAAUGACAAUGUUGCUAUAAACGAUAACCAUGGCGAUGUUGUGAACAAUGACACAGCUGAUGAUGACUAUGAUGCCGAUAUUGAUGGUGAGAAUGUGUAUCAUAAAGGCAGGAACGAAGGAGGCCAACCAAAUAAAGACGGGAGAGUAGAAACGUGUGACAAGAGAUUAUCAAGACAUCCACCCAAGGCCAAUGAUACGACAUGGCCAGCCAAUUAUAAUGAAAAUUCGAAGAUCACUGAUACACAAUCACUACACAGCAAAGUGAGGAGGAAAAGAGAAAAGAAAUUAUGGUCAAAUAAAGAGAAGGAAAAUCUUAUGACUUGCUUCUACUUUGCGACUGAUGUAUCUCAUAAAACUAGACAUUACAGGAAGAGAAUGAAAGAAACGUGGCUUAAAAAUAAUGGUGAUCCAUCCGUUGGAGAGCAAGCUCUGGCAGAAAUGAAACAAAGUAUUCUUCGUACUCAAUAUUUCAGCGAGAUUGAAUUAGAGAGAAUAAAGCAAGAGGCACACAUACUUUGUAGAGAAGUCAAUAAUGCCGGUAAUGACGAUACCAUCGAUGACCAUGGGGAUGCUAAGGACAGUGAUCAUGACAAUGCCGGCACUGGUGAUACCAAUAAUGGCCCUGAUGAUAAUGCCGAUGUUGUUGAUGCCAACGAUGGCCAUGGUGAUAGUGAUGACAAAAAAGCCGAUGAUGAUGACAUCGAGGACCAUAAUGAUGCUGAUGACAAAAAUACCGGUGAUGAUGAUGCCUACGAGAUCUAUGGCCAUUCUGACUACAAUAGUGCCAAUGGUGACGAAGCCAAAGUAGGAACAUCGAUGAUUCUAGACACACAAUCACUACACAACAAAGUGAGAAGAAAAGGAGAAAAGAAAUUAUGGUCAAAUAAAGAGAAGGAAAAUCUUAUGACUUGCUUCUACUUUGCGACUGAUGUAUCUCAUAAAACUAGAUAUUACAGGAAGAGAAUGAGAGAAACGUGGCUUGUAAAUAAUGGUGACCCAUCCGUUGGAGAAGAAGGUCUAGUGGACAUGAAACAAAGUAUCAUUAGUACUCAAUACUUCAGCGACAUUGAAUUAGAGAGAAUAAAGGAAAAUGCCCAAAGUCUUUGUAGAGAACGAAAGCGUAAUGCAACAAAGAAUCAAGAUGACAGGGGAAAACGAAUAACAGAUAAAGUAGACAAAUUGCACGACACCAACAAUGAUAGAGAGAGAUCGGGAAAAGGAAAAACUCGGUAA
This is a messenger RNA of Lytechinus pictus (painted urchin), 3675 nucleotides long. Its product is annotated as protein PFC0760c-like. The transcript has a single exon. The coding region runs from base 1 to 3675 and encodes 1224 amino acids. The record is from RefSeq and is a predicted model, not a curated record. Lineage: Eukaryota; Metazoa; Echinodermata; Echinoidea; Temnopleuroida; Toxopneustidae.